Messenger RNA from Neltuma alba, 429 nucleotides. Its product is annotated as auxin-responsive protein SAUR68-like. The transcript has a single exon. Gene Ontology annotation, biological process: response to auxin. NCBI's taxonomy places the organism in Eukaryota, Viridiplantae, Streptophyta, Magnoliopsida, Fabales, Fabaceae. The record is from RefSeq and is a predicted model, not a curated record. Bases 1 to 429 code for a protein of 142 amino acids.
AUGGUCAGCGCGAAAAAGCUUGCCAAUAUGGCAAGAAAGUGGCAGAAGAUGGCGGCUGGUAAGCGUAAGAGGAUAUCGUACAAAAGAGACGGCGUGGACUUGUAUUCUUCAGAGGCAAACGAGGGCCAUUUCGUGGUUUACAGCAUAGAUCAUAAGCGAUUUGUGCUUCCCCUCAAGUAUCUCAAAAGCAGCGUCUUCAAGGAGCUGCUCAAGAUGUCUGAGGAAGAGUUUGGACUGCCUUCCAACGGACCUCUUGUGCUGCCUUGUGAAAGCGUCGUCUUGGAGUAUGUAAUCUCGUUGGUCAAAGAAAGAGUCCCGGAACAUGUAGAGAAGGUCUUAAUCGCUUCAAUGGCUACAUGUCACGGCCUUGCGUCGUCUUCUCUUGCUCCCGCACAACCCCACCACCAACCCAUAAUCCGUGGCUAUUAG